Prinia subflava (tawny-flanked prinia) is the source of this 6970-nucleotide messenger RNA. It is a transcript of the gene GPR179, whose product is annotated as G protein-coupled receptor 179. The record is from RefSeq and is a predicted model, not a curated record. Gene Ontology annotation, molecular function: G protein-coupled receptor activity. Gene Ontology annotation, cellular component: membrane. Gene Ontology annotation, biological process: G protein-coupled receptor signaling pathway. NCBI's taxonomy places the organism in Eukaryota, Metazoa, Chordata, Aves, Passeriformes, Cisticolidae.
UCCGGGGGCAGCGCCAGCGGCUGAGCGCGGUUCGGAGCCGGUGACGUCUGCUCCGGCAUCGCCGAGCGAGAGGAACGGGCGGGCAGAGCGCGGGGCCGGCUCCGGGCAGCUGCGGGGUCCCUGCCCGCCAUGCGCCCCCCGGGCCGCCCGAGGGGCGCGCCGGGGGCCGGGGGGCUCCGCUGAGCCCCCGCUAUGGCUCCGCGCCGCUGGCCGCUGCUCUGGGGCUUCCACGCCGUGCUGCUGCAGGUGGCCGCGCUCCCGGCGGGGCAGCGCCCGCAGGACAGAGCCCCGCGGCCGGCGGGAUGGCCCCCGGCCCCUUCACCCUCCUGGACGCCCACCCUGGAGCCGGGAGCGCCGGGGGACAGCGAGGGCGCGGCGGCGGCGCUGGCGUUCCUGCGCACGGGCGAUGCCGAGCGCCUGGCCCGGGCCAACUGCAGCGGGGGCGUCGCGGCGGCGACCCCCGGGCCCGGGCCGCCCCCGGGGGUGCGGGCAGCCCUGCGAGCCGCCCCCGAGGCUCUGAGCCACGCCGCCAAUUUCCUCAACAUGCUCUUCCAGACCAACGACAUCCGCGAGGCCAGCGUGGCCGAGGACGUGGAGUGGUACCAGGCGCUGGUGCGCAGCCUGGCCGAGGGGCACCCAUGGGUGCGCAGGGCGGUGCUGGCCCUGGACGCGCACCCGCUGGCCCCCAAGCCGCGGCUGAUGCUGCAGGCCACCAAGGGCGACGGGCAGAUCCUGCUGCAGGACGUGUCCGGCUCCGCUCCCAGCCUGGGCAACCUCAGCUGGGACCACGAGUGGUUCAAUGCCCUGAAAGCGCAGAGGGCGCCGGGGCUGCGCAAGAGGGUCCUGAGCAACGACCUGCGCAGCCUGGAGACCCCCAAGUGGCAGCGUGGGGACAGCUACGUGGGGGACACGGGCCACGUGUGGUGGUCGCGGCCGUUCCUGGAGUGCCGCGAGGGUCGGUUCCUGCCCCCCUGGGCCGUCACGCUCUCCUCCGCCUUCUACGGGCUCAAGCCGGACCUCAGCCCCGAGUUCAAGGGGGUCGUGCGGGUGGACGUGGAGCUGCGGGAUGUGGCCAUCGACCAGUGCUCCAGCGGGCCGGGCUGGUUCUCGGACACGCAUCACUGUGACCUCAACAGCACCCAGGCUGUCUCCUUCAGUGUGUCCCCCCAGGAGAGCCGCGGCUUUGUCCUCGGGAGGUACCUGUGCAGGUGCAAGCCGGGUUUUUACGGCGCCGGAGGAGUGGCCAGCGGUGCCUGGGCAGGUGGGUGCAGUGGGACAGACGGGGGUCCCGCCCUGGGGUGCCGCCCGUGCCGCCCCGGCUGUGCCACCUGCGAGGACGACGCGCCGUGCCUGGCGCAGGAGGACCCGGUGCUGCGGGCGGCCGUGCUGUCGUGCCAGGCCUGCUGCAUGCUGGCCAUCUUCCUCAGCAUGCUCGUGUCCUACCACUUCCGACGCAGCAAGAGGAUCCGCACGUCGGGAAUCAUCCUGCUGGAGACAAUCCUCUUCGGCUCCCUCCUCCUCUACUUCCCGGUGUUCAUCCUGUACUUCAAGCCCAGCAUCUUCCGCUGCAUCGUGCUGCGCUGGGUGCGGAUGCUCGGCUUCGCCAUCGUCUACGGCACCAUCACCCUCAAGCUCUACAGGGUGCUGAAGGUGUUCCUGUCGCGCUCGGCGCAGCGCGCGCCCUUCGUGUCGAGCGGGCGGGUGCUGCGGCUGCUGGCGCCGGUGCUGCUGCUGGUGCUGUGGUUUUUGGCCGCCUGGACCGUGGCCACGCUGGAGAACGCCCGCAGGAACGUCCCGCUGGUCAUCGGCGCCCAGACCGCCCGCCUGCGCUUCUCCCUCUGCGGCCACGACUGCUGGGACUACAUGAUGGUCAUCGCCGAGGUGCUGCUCCUGCUCUGGGGCAGUUUCCUGUGCUACGCCACGCGCGCCGUGCCCUCGGCCUUCCACGAGCCGCGGUACCUGGGCAUCGCCCUGCACAACGAGCUCGUGGUCUCUGCUGCCUUCCACGCGGUCAGGUUCCUGAUUGUCCCCUCGCUGCAUCCGGACUGGACUCUGCUGCUCUUCUUUGCUCACACCCACGGCACCAUCACCAUGACCCUGGCCCUGCUCUUCAUUCCCAAGUUCCUGCACACGGGCUCGCCGCUGCGGGAGGAGAUCACGGCCGAGGUGUACGAGGACGAGCUGGACAUGCGGCGCUCGGGCUCCUGCAUGAACAGCAGCAUCGCGUCCGCCUGGAGCGAGCGCAGUCUCGACCCCGAUGACAUUCGGGAGGAGCUGAAGAAGCUUUACCGGCAGCUGGAGGUGCACAAGACGUGGCGGAUGGCGACCAACAACCCGCACCUGGCCAAGAAGCGCAGCUCCCGCCGCAGCCUCGCCCGCUCCAUCCUGCGCCGGGGCAGCGCCGGGGACCGGGCUGGGGGACACCCUGGGGAGACCCUGUCCCGCCACAGCAGCGCCGGGGACCGGGCUGGAGUGACCCUGUCCCGCCGCAGCUCCUCGGCCAAGCGGCUCGGGGAUGCCGGAGGCACCAGCCUGAGGAUGCGGGAUGAAAGCUCCCGGCGCCGCUCCUCGGCCCCGCGCAAGUCCCGCAGCUCCGAGGGACCCCGCCGAGGGUCGCGCACCCCCAGCCCGCCCGAGGAGCCUCGGCCGCCGGCGGGGACGGGCUCGGAGCAAUCCGACAGCGACUCUCUGGACGCAGCCCCGCUGCUGUGCAAAUCUGCCAGCGCCCAGAACCUGACGGGGCCCUGGCCGCGCCCCCCGGGCCGCGCCCCGCCCUUGCAGAAGUCGCACAGCGUUGUGAGCGGGGCUCGGGAUGCGGCGCUGCUGGCCGCCCGCACGGCCGCCCGCAGGGACGAGUGGCACGGCAGCCGCCACCUCUCCGCGCCGGUCCCCGGUGACACCGCCACCCCCGAGGGUCGCCAGAGGGGCUCGGCCCCGCCGGGAGAUGCCAAGGGACACAAACGCGUCACCUACGCGCCCAUCAAGAGCGUCAGCGUGGACGGAGCCCACCCGGCCAGGAGGGUGCGGGUGACCGUGAGGAAAACCCCUCCUGCGCCCCCCGUGCGCUACCAGAGCCUGCAGCGCUCGGGGACAAUCAGGGACAACCCGGAGCCACCCCCGGGCCCCCCGGCACAAGGGACAGCAGGGGACGAGCCGGAGCGCGUGUCCCCAAAGGCAGGGAAGGGCAGGGUGCUGGCCCCCAGCGCCAGCUCGGCUCACGUCUGUCCCUGGGAGCUGGUGCAGGACGAGAUCCUGAGCAGGAAACAAAAAGCGGCAGAGUCAGGGAGCGCCGGGGACACUGCGGCCACCAGCCCCGGCCCCAAGCCGGCCCCCCAGAAGAGUUUCCGGAGCCUGGGCCUCGCCAUCAAAGCCCUCAAUCGCUCCAGGGGGAAGAGCAUCCUGAAAGGGAAAAGCGAGGGGAGCCUCAGGAAGAGGGGCAGCAGCAGGAGGGACAAGUCCGGCGUGGCAGAGGCCUCGGCCGUGUCCCUCGGAGGGGUCAGCCCCGAGCCCGCUGCCAGGAGCGCCGAGGGCAGCGGGCAGAGCCUGGAGGUGCCGGCCCUGCAGCACAACAACAACGCCGCCACCCCCGGGGAAGGCGCGGACUGGGGGGACAGAGGGACGGGAGGACAGCGGGACAGCCUGGCCGCGGGGACAGGCCAUGGGGACAACGCGGCAGAGGAGCCCAGCGCUGCCCCAGGGGCCGCGGGCAUUGGCGGGGGGCUGGAGCCACCCAGAGAGGGUCACCAAGGAGAGGAAUGUCCCCCGGAGGUGGCACGGGUACAGCCCCGGGAGGGGAGCGAGGGUCCUGCGGUGGAUCCUGGGGUCACAGCGGGGGAAGGGACACUGGAGCAGCUGGAGGGGACCAGCGGGUCCUUGCAGCCCCGGGAGCACCCGGAGGAGGAGCAGCCGCCUGCCAAGCCCAGCCCGAGCAGCGCCCGGGGCGCGGCGGAGGUGAAGCCGCGGGGUGAGGUUUGUCCGCCCGGCUGGCUCGGAAUCCCAGCGGGAAGGGGAGCCCUGAUGCGCCAGGAGGCGAUCGCGCCCCGGGAGGACGGCGGGACCCCAGAGAGCCCGGAGAAGGCGCUGGGAAAUGGGGACAGCCAGCCCGAGCCGAGCGGGGUCCCUGGAAGGAGCUGGAGCGGGGCCGGAGCGCGGGGAGAUUCCAGCUCCAAACCGUGGAUGGGAGGAGGUGAGGGGGAUGCGCUGCGCUCUCCGGGCAUGGAAAAACCACCAGAGCUGCCAAAAGUGGCCCCGGAGCAAGCAGAGGGCAGGAGGGCUGAGCUGUGCCCGUGGGAGAGCCGGGAGCAGGGAAGGAGCGUCCGGGCUGAAAUCUGCCCCUGGGACACAGAGGGGGCUCGGCCGGAGCAGGAGGGGCGGGGGUCCCCAAAGUCUGGAGAAGGUGUGGAGCAGCUGGGACCCCCAGCUCUGCCCAGACCCUCAUCCCAGCAGGAUGGAACCACGGAGAGAAAAAAUAUCUGUCCCUGGGAGGUGGAGGAUGAGCCACGCUCAGAAAAAGAGAUCUGCCCUUGGGAAGAGGCUGCAGCUCCGUCAGGGGAGGAGAGGUUGAGGCAGGACACACGAGGCACUUCCAAAAGGGAAGAAAAAGUAGGAUCGAGAGGACUGGAAAAAGGAAAGCAGCCCCCGGCCAAACCCCAGACUGGGAGCUCAGCACUGCCCAAAGCAGCCCCAGGGAAAUCCCAGAGCUCAGAGAAGGCAGAGAUCUGUCCUUGGGAGAGUCAGGAUGUUAAAUCCAGUGAAAAAGCUGAAAUCUGUCCCCUGGGAGGGGGGAAAUCCCAGAGCUCAGAGAAGGCAGAGAUCUGUCCUUGGGAGAGUCAGGACUCCAAAUCCAGCGACAAAGCUGAAAUCUGUCCCUGGGAAGUGGCUGCACCUGAGAUGGAGAAAGGAACAGCCCCAGGAAAGGAGAAACCCCCAGGAAAGGAAGACACCAAAGCUCUGGAGAAGAGCAACAAAGAGAGGGAAUCGAUCUGUCCAUGGGAGAGCCUGGACACGGAGCAGCCCCAGGCCAAACCCCAGACUGGGAGCUCAGCACUGCCCAAAGCAGUCCCAGGGAAAUCCCAGAGCUCGGAGAAGGCAGAGAUCUGUCCUUGGGAGGUUGAAUCCAUCGGCAAAGCAGAAAUUUGUCCCUGGGAGGGGGCUGAGCCUCACCUGGAGAAAGGAACAGGCACAGCAAAGGAGAAACUCCCACCAAAAGAAGCAACCAAAGCUCUGGAGAAGAGCAGCAAAGAGAGGGAAUCGAUCUGUCCAUGGGAGAGCCUGGACACGGGGCAGCCCCAGGCCAAACCCCAGACUGGGAGCUCAGCACUGCCCAAAGCAGCCCCAGGGAAAUCCCAGAGCUCAGAGAGCCUGAAAGCCAAAAUCUGUCCCUGGGAGUCUGAGGACUCUAAAUCCAGUGACAAAGCUGAAAUCUGUCCCUGGGAGAAAAGAACAAGAUUCACACCAAGAGAAGCCUCCAAAUCUCUGGAAAAGCAGAGCAAAGACCGAGAGUCCAUCUGUCCUUGGGAGAGCCUGGACACGGAGCAGCCCCCGGCCAAACCCCAAACUGGGAGCUCAGCACUGCCCAAAUCUUCUUCAGGGAAAUCCCAGAGCUCAGAGAAGGCAGAGAUCUGUCCUUGGGAGGUUGAAUCCACUGGUAAAGCUGAAAUCUGUCCUUGGGAGAGUCAGGACUCUAAAUCCAGUGACAAAGCUGAAAUCUGUCCCUGGGAGGGGGCUGAGCCUCACCUGGAGAAAGGAACUGGCCCAGGAAAGGAGAAACUCCCAGAAAAAGGAGACACCAAAGCUCUGGAGAAGAGCAGCAAAGAGAGGGAAUCGAUCUGUCCAUGGGAGAGCCUGGACAUGGAGCAGCUCCCGGGCAAACCCCAGACUGGGAGCUCAGCACUGCCCAAAGCAACCCCAGGGAAAUCCCAGAGCUCGGAGAGCCUGAAAGCCAAAAUCUGUCCCUGGGAGUCUGAGGACUCUAAAUCCAGCAGCAAAGCUGAAAUCUGUCCCUGGGAGGUGGAUGAGCCUCAGCUGGAGAAAGGACCAGCCCCAGGAAAGGAGAAACUCCCAGGAAAAGAAGCGACCAAAGCUCUGGAGAGGGACAGCAAAGAGAGGGAAUCGAUCUGUCCUUGGGAGAGCCUGGACACAGAGCAGCCUCUGGCCAAACCCCAGACUGGGAGCUCAGCACUGCCCAAAGCAACCCCAGGGAAAUCCCAGAGCUCGGAGAAGGCAGAGAUCUGUCCUUGGGAGAGUCAGGAUGUUAAAUCCAGUGAAAAAGCUGAAAUCUGUCCCUGGGAUGUGGAUGAGCCUCAGGUGGAGAAAGGAACAGGCACAGCAAAGGAGAAACUCCCAGGAAAAGAAGCAACCAAAGCUCUGAAGAAGAGCAGCAAAGACCGAGAGUCCGUCUGUCCUUGGGAAAGCCCGGACCCAGAGGAUCCAUCCAAGAAAUCCGACAGCACGGAGAGCAGGAAAUCUGAAAUUUGCCCCUGGGAAGCAGCAGAGCCCAUCGUGUCAGAGGAGGAAAUCUCCCAGGCACAGGGAGCCCACAGAGCUUCUCCCGCAGGGGUGGCACAGCCGGGAGCCAGCGCCGUGUCUCCAACACUUCUGGAAAAAUCCGGGGGCAGAUCCCGUGGGGAAGCCGAGCACAAGCCCCUGUGCCGGCUCCUGCCCAGCAUCCAGCACCCAGGGGUGGGCAGCAGCCCCAGCCCCGGCCCUGGCCUGGCUCAGGUUUGUCCUUGGGAGGCUGCAGAGGCGCCAGCAGCAGCUGCCGAGCCCGGCCCGGACACGAGGAAAAGCUCCGAGGUGUGUCCGUGGGAGGAGGAGAGCACGGAUCCCUCCUGGAGCUGCCCCGGGCAGGGCAGGGCUGGGGGGAGCCCCCGGGAUGGAGGUGGGGAGUGAGGGGAUCCCAGCACCAGCGGCUCCAUCCAUGGAUCCAUCCAUCCAUCCCUCCAUGGAUCCAUCCCUCCAUGGAUCCAUC